Messenger RNA from Ascoidea rubescens DSM 1968, 849 nucleotides. RefSeq names its product Cms1p (gene CMS1). NCBI's taxonomy places the organism in Eukaryota, Fungi, Ascomycota, Saccharomycetes, Ascoideales, Ascoideaceae. The record is from RefSeq and is a predicted model, not a curated record. Gene Ontology annotation, cellular component: nucleus; 90S preribosome. The coding region runs from base 1 to 849 and encodes 282 amino acids. The transcript has a single exon.
AUGACCCAAAUGAAAACAGCAGCAGAUGAAUUGGAUGAUGGAUUAGAAUACAGUUUCGAUGAUAUUGUUCAUGAAGCGUCAGAAGAAGUGAUAGACGACAACGAGAAAACUAUUGGAGACAAAGAAAAAGAGAAUAAAAGAGUGGAAAAUGAUAAAAAGACGACUAAAAAAAGGAGAAGAAAAAACGGAAAACUUGAGUUGAAAAAGAAACAAAAAGUUGAUCAGGAAAAAAACAUGAAGAAAAACAUUUGUAAAGAAAACGAGGAAAUCAUCUGUGAAUAUCUCAAUAAGAAAAUCAGUCAAGACAAUAAAAAUGAGGAGCUAUCGACAUUGGAACUCAGCGAGAAGUUUUUCAAUAAAAGAACGUUUCAUAGCACAUCUGAAUUUGCAGAACCAUUGGCACGAAACUUGGACAAUUAUAGCCAAUUUAUCGACAAGUAUGCCAAAAGGGAGAAGUUGGUGGUGGUUUUGGCAGCCAGCAACAUCCGGUGCUGUGACAUUGUCCGAAGCAUCAAAUCGUUGAGAAACAGCAGGCCUUUGAAAUUGCUAUCUAAGAACAAAUUGAAGAACGAUGUGGCAUCGUUGAACUCGAUUGUGCAAAGUCAGAAUAACAAACAGGAGGCAAAGAAAGACAAAGAAAGGUUGGUGUUGAUAGCUACCCCCACGCGAUUUGUGAACGUGUUGAAGCAGAUCAGCGACAGGGAGCAUAGGUUGAAAUUCAGCACAGUGGUAAUUGAUGGGAGCUACCUCGACCCCAAAAGCAGAAGCAUUUUCGAUCUCAGCGUGAACUUGGAGCUCUUCAAGGAGUUGAGCGUCAUCAACGAGGAGGUUGUGUAUUAUUUGUACUGA